AUGGCGGACGCUGAACGGGUGACAACCAAGAACACUGAUGCGGUCGAGCUCGCCAACCUCGGCUACAAGGACGAACUCCAACGACGUUUCUCGCUACCAUCUCUUCUUGGUCUCUGCCUUUGCUUGAUGGGGACGUGGGAGGCUUGUUCAGCCUCCAUCGCCGCGGCUUUGACGAGCGGCGGUGCGCCAUGCCUCUGGUAUAACUUUAUUCUCUCCUUUCUAUUUACCCUCGCGAUUGGCGCCUCUCUUGCCGAAAUCGCCUCAAUAUAUCCGACGUCUGGUGGCCAGUAUCAUUGGGUCACAGCAUUAUCUCCCGACCGUGGUAGAAAGACAGCUUCGUGGCUCACAGGGUGGAUAUCUAUUGGCGGCCAGGUUGUUUUACUUGCAUCGGCUGGCUUUUAUUCGAGCUUCAUGGUCCAGGGUCUCAUCUCCCUCGGCAAUCCAUCCUAUCACCCAGAGCGAUGGCACGCCACUCUCAUCUACAUUGGCAUUUUGAUCUAUUGUGCAAUGUUGAACAUUAUCGGCGAGAGGGUGCUCCCGACGGCGAACUUUAUCUCCGGCGCCCUCCAUAUCUUUGGAUUCCUUGCCGUCCUAAUCGCACUCGGUGUCACGUCCAAGAAAAACACUUCUGAAUACGUCUUCACUACGACCUUCAAUAAUACGAAUUGGAAUGAUGGCGUUGCUUGGAUUGUCGGCAUGAUCAGCUCUAUAUAUCCAUUCUUAGGGUACGAUGGUGCUUGCCAUCUGGCUGAAGAACUACCGCAUCCUCGCCGCAAUGUACCACUCGCGAUGAUUGGAAGCAUCGCCAUCAACGGUGCUAUGGGCGUUGGCUAUGUCACAAUGUUGCUGUUCUCAGCGGGAUCGCUUGACCGCAUCCUGGCUACACCCUACAGACUUCCCUUCAUCCAGAUCUACUACGAUGCGACUCAUUCAGUCGUCGGCACUACAUUCAUGGUCCUGGUAUCGGCUUUGACAGCAAUUGCUGCCGCUGCUGCAGGCAUGACUUCUGCUUCUCGAACUUUGUGGUCCUUUGCGCGCGAUGACGCUACUCCCUUCCACUCAUGGAUCGGGCAUAUCCAACCUAAGCUCAAGAUUCCAGUCAAUGCAGUUCUUGUGGUUUUUGUGCUCGAUUUGCUGCUUGGUUUGCUGUACUUGGUCAACCCCACAGCGUCCAACGCCAUCUUGUCCAUGUCCGCUACGGGAAUGUACCUUUCCUACUUAAUGCCUGUUGCAUGCAUGCUGAUUUGGGGCCGAAGCAAGCUGCAACCAUCAGAUUAUGGCCCUUUCAAGUUGGGAAAGGUUCUAGGAAUUUUCUUGAACUUGGCUGCCAUUAUUUGGAUGGUGUUUUCUAUCAUCUUUAGUCUAUUCCCGGGUUCUUUGCCUGUAACGUCCGAGAAUAUGAACUACUCAGUGGCUGUUAUGUCUGGUUGGAUUAUACUUGGAGCUGUCCACUUUGCCCUUAUUGGUAGGAAGAAGUUCAAGAUGCCGGUUGUAGCAGCCACCGUCGUGGAGGGAAUGGAAGUCAAGUGACAGAAUCGGAAGACCUGGUUCGUUUGGAAUCAGGAGGGGAGACUGCGUGGCUUCCCUCAGGUUUGUGUGAUUUGCUUUCUGGGCUGUACGAAGUUCUGCUGCAUGUUUUGACUGCUAGGAGCCAUGUCUUUGUUGUAGCUAUUAAUUUACGUUUCCAUUAUGA
This is a messenger RNA of Fusarium oxysporum Fo47, 1693 nucleotides long. Its product is annotated as amino acid/polyamine transporter I. The transcript is spliced from 4 exons. Gene Ontology annotation, cellular component: membrane. Gene Ontology annotation, biological process: transmembrane transport. The coding region runs from base 1 to 1530 and encodes 509 amino acids. The record is from RefSeq and is a predicted model, not a curated record. NCBI's taxonomy places the organism in Eukaryota, Fungi, Ascomycota, Sordariomycetes, Hypocreales, Nectriaceae. Gene Ontology annotation, molecular function: transmembrane transporter activity.